CGCGUGGCGGAAACGCGCAUCCCGCAGGUGCCGAGGCGCCGCGAGCACAGCCGCCGCCGGGAGCAUGAGCCGCCGGUGCCUGUGUGAGAUCUGCACCUGCGGGCGACAUCAUUGUCCACAUGGAACCACAAGGAUUUACAAAACUUCUGGUGUGUCUUGCCCCACAACUGAAUAUUUGGAAAAAUACCCCACGUAUGGCAAUGUUCUUCCACCUCAGAGCCUUAAACCCAAGCAAGAGCUGCAAGCAUGCCGUGCGAGAAUGGAAGGAGUAACAACAUUUAAAUAAAUAGUGGGAAACUGUCGUCUUUACUUAUUUUUCCUCUCAGUUCUUCUGGUCUUAAUAAAGUUUUUUAACUCUCUAA
Molecule: messenger RNA, 362 nt
Organism: Manis javanica (Malayan pangolin)
Lineage: Eukaryota; Metazoa; Chordata; Mammalia; Pholidota; Manidae
Product: stabilizer of axonemal microtubules 2-like
Cellular component (GO): centriole; cytoskeleton; axonemal microtubule
Molecular function (GO): microtubule binding
Source: RefSeq, a predicted model, not a curated record